AUGAACGCACUCACAAUCUCCUCGUCUCUUCUGACGGCUCCUCCACCGGACCUACCUCCUAUUCUUCGCAUUGAGCAGGGUGACGACCACAUCGUCCCAGAUGGCACGCAGCUACCCUACGAACAUGUGGGAAUACUAGGUUUCGGACAUAGUGGUACUGUCGAGAAAGUGAGAGACAAGACCACCGGGGAGGUUUAUGCGCGCAAGAUAAUGCAUAUGCGUGGAAGGAAGCACAAAGCGCAAACGGAACUCAUCUUCUCCAACGAAGUCAGGAUAAUUCGCAGCCUCAACAAACACCACCAUAUUAUACACGUCUUCGCAACGUACAUGACCCGACGUGAGGUUGGGUUGAUACUUCUUCCAGUAGCAGAUGCUCCGCGCAUCGCUUUGAUGCGGCACGUCCUUGAGCAGGCUUUCGGAUGUUUAGCCAAUGCAUUAGCGUUCAUACAUCUGCAGCAGGUUCGGCAUAAAGACAUCAAACCUCAAAACAUUCUGAUCGAUCAUGGUCGCGUCAUAUACACGGAUUUUGGAUACUCCCUAGAUCACAGUCAGCUUAGUCGCAGCACAACUGAAGGCCGACCGGAUGCGCUUACUCGACGAUACUCAGCACCCGAAGUACUCGCAUACGAGCAUAGAAAUUCAUCGUCCGACGUAUUCUCCCUCGGAUGUGUGUUUCUUGAGAUCAUGUCCGCACUAACAGACGGUCCAGACCUCUACCCAAAUCAAGGCAGUUACUCCGAGAUUCUAGAUGAUAUACACGAACAACUCGGACUGUUGAUCUUACCCCCAAGACUGGUGUUUCUCCCAAACAUCAUCGCCACAAUGAUCGAGCACGGGCAAAUUGCCCGUCCUGAGGCCAGCCAAGUGUCGGAGGCAAUAUGCGGCGCGCCUGGGUGUUGUUGCGUUGAGUGUUACCAGGCAACAACCCAAGCAGAACGAAAAUGCAGACACGUUAGAGAGGAAAACAAAAGUAUCGAUGCAAGCAUGCAGGCAGGAAAUCCAGCACCGGCAAGCGCUCUCGUAAAUCAGUAUCCGUCAGGAACAGUGACAACAGAUUGGCUGUGGACUCAUCCCCGCAACGAUGAUUUAUUAACCAAUCGUAAAACCGCUGGUCAGACACUAGAAUCGUUCUAUCAAAGCUUUCGUUUGAUACCGGCAAAAGAUCGCGAGUUUUGGCGACUUGGUCGUGUCUUCGCUACGUUGAAAUUUGAACCGGUAGACUUCGCGGGGAAUUAUAAGUUCAACACGGAUAUGCUGUCAACUGUGACAUUCAAUGACAUGUACUCGGUCAGAUAUUGUUUCGUAGUGGUGGGGGUUGAUCGAGGACACGUCGUCCAUACGAGUCAAAUCCUCCCAUGUGGGUCUUACCCUACUAUGAGGAUUGGAGUAAAUCCUAUCGCGUACUUCACUGGCACGGAUUCUGCGACUUGUUACAGUUCAGGCGAGUUUGAACAUGGUAUGAACAAGGAACCCGUUCAAAUUGAACCAGCGGAGCCGUCUUUGACCAUGAACCCAAAAUGCCGAAUCCAAAUUCGCAAGACAUUUGGUCAAACGAUGAAUGGUUACGUGAAGGACAUUGGCACAGUGCUGCCAGAGCACCUAAAUAGAUUACUCAGUUAUAUUCCAGAAAGAUCUCAUGGGUUUUGGAAUGUUCAUGGAGCGGUAAGUAGGCAAAGCGACUAAGCACAAUACACCAUGACGAGAAAGGGACUUUGAUCGACGAAAUCAUCCUGACCUGAACAUCCGAUCGAUUUGACAAUUAC
Messenger RNA from Dothidotthia symphoricarpi CBS 119687, 1763 nucleotides. Its product is annotated as kinase-like protein. Gene Ontology annotation, biological process: protein phosphorylation; MAPK cascade. The coding region runs from base 1 to 1683 and encodes 560 amino acids. The transcript is spliced from 4 exons. Lineage: Eukaryota; Fungi; Ascomycota; Dothideomycetes; Pleosporales; Dothidotthiaceae. The record is from RefSeq and is a predicted model, not a curated record. Gene Ontology annotation, molecular function: MAP kinase kinase activity; ATP binding.